Molecule: messenger RNA, 520 nt
Organism: Pecten maximus
Lineage: Eukaryota; Metazoa; Mollusca; Bivalvia; Pectinida; Pectinidae
Product: histone H2A
Exons: 1
Coding region: 89-466 (125 amino acids)
Cellular component (GO): nucleosome
Molecular function (GO): protein heterodimerization activity; DNA binding; structural constituent of chromatin
Source: RefSeq, a predicted model, not a curated record
CCUACCUGUGGGUAUAAAACGCUUCACGGCAACAAAUUUUACUCAUUUCUGCUAUAUCUGUUUACAGUAACUAGCCGAACAUAUCAAGAUGUCUGGACGUGGUAAGGGAGGAAAAGUAAAGGGAAAGGCAAAGAGCCGAUCAUCCCGUGCCGGACUUCAGUUCCCAGUCGGACGUAUCCACCGUCUGCUCCGCAAGGGAAACUAUGCCGAGCGAGUUGGAGCCGGAGCACCAGUGUACUUGGCUGCUGUCCUCGAGUACUUAGCUGCUGAAGUUUUGGAAUUGGCAGGAAACGCCGCCAGAGAUAACAAGAAGACCAGGAUCAUCCCCCGUCAUCUCCAGUUGGCCAUCAGGAACGACGAGGAGUUGAACAAACUGCUGUCCGGUGUCACCAUCGCACAGGGUGGUGUUCUGCCCAACAUCCAGGCUGUUCUUCUCCCCAAGAAGACCCAGAAACCCGCCAAGUAGACGGUUCCAGUGUCAUUCUGCACAAACAAAAACGGCCCUUUUCAGGGCCACCCA